AUUCAAACUACAGAGCAAUUUUCGAAUUUGAACUGCUGGUAACCGACGUCGUUAAAAUCAGGGAAUUUCUACAAAAUCCAGUCAGAAGGGUUAAACGCCGAUAUCUGCUAUGGAUAGUGAAGUGAAACUUCAACAAUUCACAAAGACCGAGAAUAACAUUGAGAAUGGAGGGCAUGACAAUCCAUCGUUUAAUCAGGGAGACAUACGCCCUGUACUGCGUGAAGAAAAAUUAACGGUGUCAAUCCAGAAAGUGGAUCCAACAAGUCCUGUUGCCUCAAAGUAUUUGGAAUCAAACAAACUUAACAAUGAUCUGCAAGAGGGUAACAGUGAUGAAGACGACGAUAACGAAGAUAGCGAUGAUGAUGGCGGAGCUUGUUGCAGAGGGGUUAAACGUAUGCAAGUUGCGUUAUAUCACGCAUACGAACGUCACAAAAGGACACUCUGGAACUUAGUUUAUGCUGUUCUGUUCGUUUUAUACGUAGCUUAUGUUGUGUAUAGCGUGAUGUUCCGUUUCGGAGAUGAGGGGUCAUGGCGGCUUGUUAUCUGUUCUUCCAUUGCCGCUUUGUAUCUUGGGUAUUGUUUGAUAGAAAGCUUCUUUGGAGAAAGAGUGAAACCAUCCUACUUCUGGAAAAGACUAGAAAAACCAGUACGCCAGAAAAUACAGCACUGGAUCAGGAUGAUACUUUCUGUACUGCUGGCGAUUGGUGCCAUAGUGUACAUCGUCAUAUACAUCGCCCUGGAAACCCCAGAGAAUCUUGUCUCCCUGGGAGGGCUUGCUGUCUUCAUUCUUCUGUUUUACCUGUUUUCUCACAACCCUUCGAAGGUGAAGUGGCAGCCUGUUUUUGGUGGCGUCAUCAUCCAGUUUUACUUUGCGUUGAUAAUUCUCCGAUGGGACGUUGGUUACCAAGCCUUUCAGUGGCUCGGCGAUAGGAUCACUGAAUUCCUCGCCUACACGGAUAAUGGGGCAAAGUUUGUAUUCGGAAAUUCGUUCCAAGACCAUUUCUUUGCGUUUAAGGUUCUCCCUGUCAUCAUCUUCUUCAGUAGUUUUGUGUCGGUGUGCUAUUACCUGGGAAUUAUGCAGUUUCUCAUUAGGAACCUUGCUAGAUUUAUCGCCGGCGUCAUGGGAACGUCUCCCGCAGAAUCCCUGAAUGCCGCCGGUAAUAUUUUCGUUGGUCAGAGUGAGGCCCCCUUGAUGAUCCGACCGUUUUUAGCAAAGAUGACAAAAUCUGAGCUACAUGCGAUUUGUACAGGGGGGUUUGCUACCGUAGCGGGUAGUACGAUGGGAGGAUAUAUUGCCUAUAAGGUACCCGCCAAUCAUCUCCUCUCCGCCUCCGUAAUGUCCGCCCCCGCCGCUCUCGCUAUGGCCAAAUUGUUUUACCCAGAAACGAAGAAAACAAAGACCGGAAAUGAAGUUUACAACAUUCCAUCUGGCCAGGAACGAAACAUUAUCGAGGCAGCUGCUCUUGGUGCAUCUCAGGCGAUUAAACUGGUGGCCAAUGUUGCAGCUAACCUGGUUGCCUUCAUUGCAUUAGUUGAAUUUUUAAACCAAACUCUCAUUUGGUUUGGAAACAGAGCGGGGAUGGAGAAACCCGAUAAAGAACUUACAUUUCAGUUUAUUUGUUCCUACGUCUUUUACCCGCUGGCUUUUCUGAUGGGUGUGGACACAAAAGAAAACAACGUGUUUAAGGUGGCGGAAUUAAUUGGAUAUAAGACCUUCAUCAACGAGUUCUACGCCUACGAAAAGCUGUCGGUUUAUAUAAACAACAGAGAGAAUCUCACGUGGUACGAGAGUUUGCCUACGAUAGAUAACUCUACAUACACCGGUAGAUGGCGGUUUGACGGAGAAGACAUUGUGUACAGCGAUUUUAACCAUACCCUAAAAAAUGGCGUUCUCACAGACAGAUCCGUCGUUAUUUCAACAUAUGCCCUGUGUGGAUUUGCAAACAUAGCAUCUAUUGGGAUCAUGCUGGGUGCCCUCGGCGCUAUGGCGCCCAAUCAGAGAUCAGCACUAGCACAAGUUGUAGUUAGGGCCAUGAUUGCGGGGACUGUGGCGUGUUUCAUGACGGCCUGUAUUGCAGGUUUGCUCUACGUUCCAGGAGGAUAACAUGGUUUUUGGAGCGUUUAUCUCCGUGGUUCAAAGAAUCUGCAUCAGCCAUGAUUUUCCACACUUACUGCAAUUCUUAUUGUUUGAACAAAGCACCUGCUACUAGAAUUCGUGAUGUUCAUUAUUCCUAGAUGAUGCUUUAGAUCAUAGACAAAAAACACCAAAAUGUUUAUUCCCAUUUAUUUAUUUGUUCAGUGGACCCAAAUAAUGUUUGCCACAAAGUAACACAAAAACAUAGAUGUUUACAGUGUACACAAGGUUUUCCUGGAAAUUAUUUUCUGAUAUAAAAUUUCUCUUUGUGUUCACUUUAAAUUUGGUAAAUAAUAAAAGUUUCGCCAGUUAAAGGGUGCAAUCCGGCAUUCAAUAUUGGAAUGAGCGCUGCCAUAAUUUACAUUGCAAAAGUUUUUUAUAUUAUGAUAAUUGAAUAUAGAUAACGGGGUAUCUGAUUAGUCACACAAUUCCAUUGAUAUCUGCAUUAAACGAAUUUUAAAUACAA
This is a messenger RNA of Magallana angulata, 2600 nucleotides long. RefSeq names its product solute carrier family 28 member 3-like. Gene Ontology annotation, biological process: nucleoside transmembrane transport. The coding region runs from base 110 to 2104 and encodes 664 amino acids. Gene Ontology annotation, molecular function: nucleoside:sodium symporter activity. The record is from RefSeq and is a predicted model, not a curated record. The transcript has 11 exons. NCBI's taxonomy places the organism in Eukaryota, Metazoa, Mollusca, Bivalvia, Ostreida, Ostreidae. Gene Ontology annotation, cellular component: membrane.